GCGCCUGCCGUCCCGGGCUUCGUCGUCGCGCCCCGAUUUCCGCAUCCGGCUCCGGACGCUUCCGGUCUUAGAGGGGCCCAUCUAGGAGACUUAAAGGCUCAAUUACCAGGAUCACUUUCUUCUCCAGGGUGUACUGCAGACCUCCACAUGUGGGACAUUGGGAUUCAGCAGAGAAUGAGUCCCCCAUCCUUCUUUUAUCUGUAAGCUACUCUUUCCAACUGCCUUUCCACCACCUGCUGUCCACAUGUCUACAUUACUCCUCAAUCUGGACUUUGGGGAACCUCCUCCCAAAAAGGCAUUAGAAGGAAAUGCCAAGCACCGAAAUUUUGUCAAGAGGCGGCGGCUCUUGGAACGGAGAGGCUUUCUGAGUAAAAAGAACCAGCCCCCUAGCAAAGCACCCAAGUUGCACUCAGAACCUCCAAAGAAAGGGGAAACUCCUAGGGGGGAUGGCACUUGGAAGAUCCCUCCCUUUCCCAAAAAGAAGAAGACAGCUGCCUCCACCAGUGGGUCAGAACAGGCCAUGGACAAGAAAGCUGCAGUGUCUUGGCUGACCCCUGCCCCUUCAAAGAAGGCUGAUUCUGUUAUAGCUAAAGUAGAUUUGCUGGGGGAGUUCCAGAGUGCCCUUCCAAAGAUUAAGAGCCACCCAACCCGCUCCCAGAAGAAGGCCCCUCAGAAGAAAUCCUCUCAGAAGAAUUCUCCUCAGGAGAAUGUUCCACAGAACUCCACACAAGUUCACUCAGAGAAUAAAUGCUCUGGAGCAUCCCAGAAGCCGCCAGGGAAGAUGGUGGCAAUUGACUGUGAGAUGGUGGGCACAGGACCCAAGGGGCAUAUUAGUUCCUUGGCUCGAUGUAGCAUUGUCAACUACAACGGAGAUGUGCUUUAUGAUGAGUACAUCCUUCCACCCUGCCACAUUGUGGACUACCGGACCAGAUGGAGUGGUAUCCGGAAACAGCACAUGGUGAAUGCCACACCCUUCAAGAUUGCUCGAGGCCAGAUCUUGAAGAUACUCACAGGGAAGAUAGUUGUGGGGCAUGCCGUCCAUAACGACUUCAAAGCCCUUCAAUACUUUCACCCCAAGUCCCUUACCCGUGACACCUCCCAUAUCCCCCCACUCAACCGGAAGGCUGACUGCCCGGAGAAUGCCACCAUGUCUCUGAAGCAUCUCACCAAGAAGCUGCUGAACCGGGACAUCCAGGUUGGGAAAAGCGGACAUUCCUCUGUGGAAGAUGCCCAGGCCACCAUGGAGCUGUACAAAUUGGUUGAAGUCGAGUGGGAACAGCACCUGGCCCAGAAUCCCCCAAAAGACUAGCGGCAGUGGGGACGCUGGUGAUGUGGGGAGGCAGAUGCAGCAGCCAGGAGAAACAGGGCAGUGGACUAAUGGAUAGCUCUACUGACUCCAUUUCUUUGGAAGCUAGAAUUGUUGGGGAGAGAGAAGCUCUACCCUAGACUUAAUAUCCAUUGAAAUUUCACCUCA
Messenger RNA from Microcebus murinus (gray mouse lemur), 1474 nucleotides. RefSeq names its product interferon stimulated exonuclease gene 20 like 2 (gene ISG20L2). Gene Ontology annotation, cellular component: nucleus. The record is from RefSeq and is a predicted model, not a curated record. Gene Ontology annotation, molecular function: 3'-5'-RNA exonuclease activity; nucleic acid binding. Lineage: Eukaryota; Metazoa; Chordata; Mammalia; Primates; Cheirogaleidae.